ACAAAGCCUUGAACCCUAUUCUCUCCUUUCUCGUUUCCACCUCUCACAGUGACACACACACACGGCUCUGGUUCUCUUUCGGCUUCCCCCAUCACUAUCGCUCCCUCCUGCCGGAGAUAACCCUCUUCUCCCGAAACCCUAAAGCUCCCCUCUUUAUCGGUUUCUUCUCGGGAGGAAUCUAUUCCCGCUUUUCCAUUCGAGAAAUGGCGGAGGAAGAGGUUGUCGCUGUUCCUGCGCCGCCGUCCGAACACAAGCGCAAGCUCGAUGAAGUUGUGCCUGAUGAGGUCCCGCGUGAAGGGUCGAAUGCCGAGCUCGAUGGAGGUGCCGUUGAUGAUGGUUUUUCUCAGGUGAAGCGGCCGAAGCUCGGCGACGAGCCUGGUGGUUUAGAUAUUGUUGAACCUCAAGAAAAUGGUUCUUCAGGAGAAAAACCCGAAGAGCACCAUGAGGAGGAGAAGCAUGAGGAAGAACCCCAAUCCAAUGAAAAGGAAACGGAGGAGGAGGAGAAACCCACUGAGUUGAAGGAUGAGAACCCAGAAGGUGAACCUUCAGCAGAAGUUCAGAAGUCCAUUCAAACCGAGGAAGUUGAAGAGAAAACGAGCAAUAAAGAGCAAGGCUCUGAUGAUACUGCCAAGCCUGAGGAUAACCAGAAAGCUUCUAUUGAUGCUCCAAUCCCUCAGGAAGGUGGAGCAGAAGCAAAGAAGGAAUCUACUGAUGGAGUUUCUCAGAAGGAGGUUGAUGGGACAGAGUCUACAUCUCGCAGAAUGGAGGUCCCGAGUUCAAAGGUGGGAGUACUUAUUGGGAAAGGUGGGGAUACUAUAAGGUAUCUUCAGUUCAAUUCCGGUGCCAAAAUCCAAAUUUUAAGGGAUGCUGAGGCUGAUCCAAAUUCAGCGUUAAGACCUGUGGAGAUCAUUGGAACAAUUGCUAGUAUCGAGAAAGCUGAGAAGCUUAUCCAUGCAGUCAUAGCAGAGGCUGAAGCUGGUGGUUCACCCGCUCUUGUGGCUAGGGGCCUUCCUGCAACUAAUGCCAUUGGUGUUCCAGAACAGAUAGAGAUUAAAGUUCCUAAUGAUAAGGUCGGUCUCAUUAUUGGCCGAGGUGGGGAGACCAUCAAGAACAUGCAGACAAGAUCUGGAGCACGCAUUCAGUUAAUACCACAACAUACGGAAGGGGAUGAAUCUAAGGAAAGGACUGUCCGUAUCUCUGGCGAUAAGAGGCAGAUUGACAUAGCAACUGAGAUGAUAAAGGAUGUUAUGUUUCAGAGUCCAAGGUCAUCGCAUUACUCUGGCGGUUACAACCAGCCUGUGUACCGACCCCGAGGACCUUCCGGUCCUCCUCAGUGGGGUUCACGUGGUCCUCAUGGCCCCCCUCCGAUGCCAUACGAUUACCACCACCGUGGUCCAUAUCCAUCUCAGGGUUCACAUUACAAUUCUCCGAGCUAUGGUGGUUAUCCUCCGCAACAUAUGCCUCCUAGAAGUGGGUAUGGUGCUGGGUGGGACCAAAGGCCUCCACAUAUGGGCACAUAUGAUUACUAUGGCAGGCAAGGUAGUCAACCCGCUGGUCCACUUCCCUCUCCUGCUACCGGACCUGCCCCUGGUCCAUCGCCCUCUGCCAUGGGCCCACCUCCUUCCCAAGCAAACUACGGCUAUGGACAAAGUCAUGGUCCAGAGUAUGGACAUGCUGCUCCUUACUCUCAAUGGGGUCCUCAGCAGACUUAUGGGCAAAUGUAUGAACAGCCCAAGUACGAUAAUCCUCCAAUGCAGCCACCGUAUGGAGGACACGGUGGUUCUCAGCCGGGAUACCCACAAGCGGGCGGUGGCCAACAGGGUUAUGCCCAGCAGCAGCAACCGGGAAGGCCAUAUGGGAUGCAAGGACCGACACUGCAAGGUUAUGGACCACCGAGGGCAGCUGCACCUCCUGGAGAUAUGUCUUAUCAAGGGGCUACUCCCACAGUACCUUCAUAUGGUGCUCCACAACAGCAAUAUGCUUAUCCAUCAGGUGCUGCUGCCCCGAUGCAAUCUUACCCUUCGUAUGGCUCUGGAGCACCGACUGAUGGGUACAGCAGUACACAAGCACCUGCAUCAUCCGCCCCAGCUUAUCAGCAGCAGAGUGUUCAGCCGGGUUCUGCUCCUGAUCAGUCCGGUGCCCACCAAGCUACAGCUGGAUACGGUCAAGUACCUCCAACCAGUGGUUACAGUUCUUACCCGACCUCCUCCCAGCAGGUGUAUGGUAAUGCCCCGGCUCAAGCCAGCGGAAGCUAUGGACUGCCGGGCUCCCAAGAUCCUAGUUACGGAAGUGGAAACACGCCUGCUUACGCUUCAGCACCUGCUCAAACUGGCUAUGAGCAGCCCACGGCUCAGCCAACAGGCUAUGCUACCGCUGCAGCUGCAGCUCCAGGGAGUGCACCAGUGAAGUCAUAUCCUCAGUACGAUGCAAACCAGGCGUAUGCCGCCCCCCGCUAAAGAAAAGGCAGCUUUUUGCGAGGUUAGUGAGCUUGCAUGUUAUGUAUUACAACUCCUCUGGAAGUUAGACACAGCCUUAUAAGUAGUUUCUCUGAUCUUGUUACCUGUGUUUUUUUUUUUUGUUUAAAUGUACCGGGGAUUUUUACCUUUGUGACUAUGUUUCGGUUAAAUGCAGCAUUGUAAUCUGGAACACCCCAACUGUUCUUCUCUUGGACUCUUGCCGAUAA
Tarenaya hassleriana is the source of this 2683-nucleotide messenger RNA. RefSeq names its product far upstream element-binding protein 1. The record is from RefSeq and is a predicted model, not a curated record. NCBI's taxonomy places the organism in Eukaryota, Viridiplantae, Streptophyta, Magnoliopsida, Brassicales, Cleomaceae. The coding region runs from base 204 to 2456 and encodes 750 amino acids. Gene Ontology annotation, biological process: regulation of gene expression. Gene Ontology annotation, molecular function: mRNA binding. The transcript is spliced from 8 exons. Gene Ontology annotation, cellular component: cytoplasm.